AUGAUUCAAGCAGUAUAUAAGGGCAACGCUUUGCGUACCAAUCUCGAUGUUCGAAUAAAAGAUGGCGUGGUCACAGAGCGCCCCGUAAGUGAACAGAGGACACAGGCAGGCACUGAUCCCGAGCAGGUGAGCCAUCAAAAUAGAGCCCUCAGCGAGCAGGACACUACAUCACCAGCCUCAGCUUACUCAAUAAGAGAUCAGAGAAUACGGAGAGGGGAGGGAGAAGCCCUCAGCGCAGAGGGGAUCGAUGACAUGUCCGUGCGCGCGUCGGCGGCGGAAGCGGAAGAAGCCACUUCUUCAAAGGGCAGCCCGGGGCGGCGAUUGGCCGUGGAUGCGCCAGCGCCGCCCUCGGUGGUGGCCGUUGCGCGGGAGCACGAGCCGCUGCGUCAGGGGUCGCAUCAGGCCGUCGCGGUCUCUUUUCCAAAUUCCCCGGUGCUCCCGGACCGCGCAGUGGAGCCCGUGCCAGCGACGACUGGGAUACUAAGCAAGACUCCACCUUCUCGAGCCGCCGAUGCUGGGCGAGGGGAUGGAUCCAAAGAAGUUGCGGCAGCUAGGAUACAGGCAGCGUAUCGGGGAAAGCGAUCGCGGGGUGGACGGCACCACCACGGUCGGAGGGCCCAGCAGCGCAGCCCGGAGGUUCACAUCGACCUCUCGUCUCCUCCAUUGGGGUCCAGAACUCCUGCAGGAGAGGCAGAUGCCAUGCUGUCCCCCAAGGCCUCGCCGGGGCAUAUGGCGUCCCCGCGGGCUGUGCACAUCGCAGAACCGAAUUCCCUGGAUCCGAGUGCGACCGACGCGGAGGAGGAAGGCACCAAGGAGCAGCGCAUGGCGGAGCAGCGCAUUCUCCGGGAUCGCAUGUGCACGGCGGGGUUUGAGACCCCCGCGUUUUCGCGACCCAGUUUCCGCAGAGCCAGUCCCAGCUUCUCGGCCCGUCGCGCGCCAAUCGGAUUAGCAGACCGGAAAAGUAGAGCCGAGCUCGGUAAAACCGCUCUGGGAAUACGACUGACGGCGGGACCGGUAUACUUCGUUUUUUUUUUCCCCUUAUGAUCGUUUCAAUUUUUCACUCGUUCUUUUGGAAGAAUAACAAUCUAGAAGAUAGAUGCUUUCCGGGCGGAAUCGUUUUGGUUGUCAUCUGCGUCUGCCUUCGAAAACUCGACCUUCGUAUAAUUUCGAUGUUGCCUUUAUUCGAGUAUGUGCUCCCCGCCCUGUGAUCCUGUGCUGCUCCUCAUGUCAUGAGAUUCUGACGCGAAAAGCACCAUGCUUCGUUCGCUAAGGGCCAAUUUGUAAAAAUCGCCACACGUCGAACAACUUGAUUUCUUAGGGGGAGCCGCAGUUCCUGACCGCCCAGGAGUACGCCGACCGCGACGGCAACCGGCCCUUCGUCAUCUACAAAAACACCUUGUUGCGGUACUUUUACUCGGCGGCGCGGUUCACGAGCACGAUCCUGCAGCCGCGGACCUGGAGGAUGAUGUGGCGGUUCUUGCACUCGCUAGCCGAGCUGGACCAGGAGGAGUUCGCGCGCCUCGCGAACCGUUCGGCGUCCACCGCGACGCCGGCCCGCCAGCUGCUCUCGGUGUACGACAUAAACGCGGGCGGCGCGAGCGGGGACGACGACAAACUCGACUUCUACGCCCCGCCGGAGUACGUGGAGCAGGACGCGGAGCAGCAGCUGGCCGGGCUGAUCCACCAGCUGACGGACAUGCCCUGGCGGUACUGCCUGGCCGUGGACAUCGGGGGGUCCCGCACCAAGUUCAAGUUCGUGGACACGAACACGGACGAGGUGUGCCACCUGGCCAAGAUGAACUCUCAGGACCUGUGGGAGACCUACGACCCCGCCAUCAGUCUGCGCGAAUACCUCAGCAAGCGCAUUUCCAGCGAGCAGCUGCGCGGGGUGGACCGCAUCAUCUUCAGCGUGCCGGGGACGAUCGACAUUUCGCAGGCCGUGCGCGCGGAGGAGAUGACGGUGGUAAAGAACAUGCCCGCGUUCUCCAGCACCUUCCGCGGCUUCGAUUUCAAGGCACGCUUCAAACCCUACUUCCCGCAGGCCAAGGUGUCCGCCGUCUGCGACAAUCUAGCCGCCGCCAUCGGCUGUGCCGCAAAGUAUCUGUUUUGUUUGCUAUAAUGAGGAUUUUUUUAUUUUGAAGCGGCGCGCAUAAGUCUUUCAUCGGGGGCCCGAGUAGUUCAUCGAUAAUCAAUGUAUUGUGCAUUUUGAUCAUGUCGGUGCUGUGUCUCGACGAAGAUGAUGUCGAGCCAUGUAGUGCUGUGUUUUGAUCUUUCUCUUCGUUUGCUCCUCUUUUCAGGUACCCCAACGUGACGCAAGGUCUGGUGCUUGUGCUAGGUACGGCUCCAGCCUGCGCCACUUUCAACCGCAAAGGCAACGAAGGGCUGGAAACCGGGAUGUGGCAGAGUUGGGUGUGGUUCACGAAAAUGUCCCUGAAAGACCCCUACGGGUACGCCGGCGGUGUGAAGAUCCAGGACAACGGGAAGAAGAUCGUGACCAAUCCUCCGGACUUUGUCAAGAUGCCCCACAAGCAGGCCAGGAUACGGUUCGCGCUCGACAACCGAACCUGGCUGCGUCUGCAGGGCAAAGAGCCCACGCUCCCCGCGCACCACCAAGGCAGUUUGUCCGUGGAGGAAGCGACGGUUAUUUGGGUCGAGCGGUUGAAGGGUGCCCUCCGUGCGUUGGCGCAGAAAUUUCACAGUUUCUACGGGCCGCCCGACGCCAUUUUUGUGCUGGGUGGGAACAGUUUGCAGGUGCACGGCAAGUUUGACGAGAUUCGGUACGACAACCCCGAGGUGCUGGAAAACGGGGUCGGGCGCCGGAGCAACCGGGGCGAGCACAAGACGUACGUGCCCGUCUUCACGUGCGCAACCGACGCGGAGCAGCAAGACACCACCAUGGUGGGGCUGUUGCAAAGUAGUCGCUUCAAAGUGAAGCAGGUGUACUCCUCGGGAUCGGACCCGCUCGACCGGGGAUGGACCCGCGGGGGGGAAAUCUACCACUGGGUGCUGCGGUCCUCGCCGCCGAAGACGUCCGGGCGAACCGGCUCGCAGGGCAGUGCCGCCGACGCCCGAGCCCGGGACGAGAUUCUGGCGGGCGGUGGUUCUGAGCACGACAACACGCUCAGCGCCGGCGUGCGGCACAGCCUCGCCCUCGCAGAGGCGGCGAGCGACGACCACGACCGGCUGCGCACCUCCAUGAUGAGACCAGAGGUCGAAACUGAGGAGGACACACUGUGACGCGCGAUCACCCUGUUGCGAUCUCCUGCCGGCUAUCGUGCUGUCUGGCCACGGUGACAUACACAACAUAUUGUUCUUGAACGACACGUAAAAAUGUUGUCCAUGACACGGAAAACUAU
Amoebophrya sp. A120 is the source of this 3356-nucleotide messenger RNA. The record is from the annotation of a GenBank genome assembly. NCBI's taxonomy places the organism in Eukaryota, Dinophyceae, Syndiniales, Amoebophryaceae.